CGAUGUUUGCGAAUAGUGAACAUUAAAUUAAUGAAUUAAAGUACAAAAUGAUAAAAAGUAAUAACUUGAUACGCUUAAUCUUUACAGGCUCCCCCGGACAGCAGGCCAACAUCAGAGAAGGACACAAAGAAGAGCCUCCCUCGACGUGAAGAGCCGCAUCAGGAGUCAGCCAUGGAUGAACAGCAGGAGUACCAGACGAACGUAUCACGAUGCAGGGACGGAGCACCAGAAAUCCAAUAAUAGCAGGAGUGCAUCUGGAGCAGUCCGCAGCGCCGCAUCAUACAGGAGUCGUCGGCUCCCCCGGACAGCAGGCCAACAUCAGAGAAGGACACAAAGAAGAGCCUCCCUCGACGUGAAGAGCCGCAUCAGGAGUCAGCCAUGGAUGAACAGGAGUACCAGACGAACGUAUCACGAUGCAGGGACGGAGCACCAGAAAUCCAAUAAUAGCAGGAGUGCAUCUGGAGCAGUCCGCAGCGCCGCAUCAUACAGGAGUCGUCGGCUCCCCCGGACAGCAGGCCAACAUCAGAGAAGGACACAAAGAAGAGCCUCCCUCGACGUGAAGAGCCGCAUCAGGAGUCAGCCAUGGAUGAACAGCAGGAGUGCCCAGACUCACGCAGAACGACGCAGGGACGGAGCACCAGAGAUCCAAUAAUAGCAGGAGUGCAUCUGGAGCAGUCCGCAGCGCCGCAUCAUACAGGAGUCGUCGCGUUGUGAGGCAGCAGCGAAGCCACUGCAGGUAAUAGGCAGACACCUCGACAAAUAUUAGCGAGAGUUCGCAGUGUUAACGGCAGGCGGCAGAAAUCGCGCUGGAUAUUAUUUUAAUGUUUU
Drosophila grimshawi is the source of this 828-nucleotide messenger RNA. RefSeq lists its product as uncharacterized. The record is from RefSeq and is a predicted model, not a curated record. Bases 176 to 652 code for a protein of 158 amino acids. The transcript has 7 exons. NCBI's taxonomy places the organism in Eukaryota, Metazoa, Arthropoda, Insecta, Diptera, Drosophilidae.